This is a messenger RNA of Eimeria mitis, 555 nucleotides long. RefSeq lists its product as uncharacterized. The coding region runs from base 1 to 555 and encodes 184 amino acids. Lineage: Eukaryota; Apicomplexa; Conoidasida; Eucoccidiorida; Eimeriidae. The record is from RefSeq and is a predicted model, not a curated record. The transcript has 4 exons.
AUGGCCAAGCCCUCUCCCCCGUCUGGUGUGUGCGAGAAGUUGAAACAGGUGACAGCGCGGCUCUCUGGUCUGCAACAAUAUCCCCCAAAGGAGAGUGGGUUUAAUGGAAAUGUUGGAUUAGCAGCAGACACGGGUGCGGUGGUGGGGUUGGGCGCAGCAGCAGCAGCAGCAGCAGCAGCAGAAGCAGCAGCAGCAGCAGCAGCAGCAGCAGCAGCAGGGGUGGCCUUGGCUGCAGCUGCUGCAGCAGCUGCUGCUGCAUGCAUCGAAGUAGCAGAAGCGACAGCAACAGCAGCAGCAACAGCAACAGCAGCAGCAGCAGCAGCAGCAGCAGCAGCAUGUCGGCAGCAGCAGCGGAGGAGGGGUCUUCCUCCCGCCGCAGGCGUCGAGGAUGGGACGAUGAGGAGGGUGACUCUGAAGCAGCAGCAGCAGCAGCAGCAGGACAUCAGCAGCAGCAGCAGCAGCAGCAGCAGCAGGGUUUCUCUUCUGGCUACACCGAAGACAGCGACAGAAACGGCAGCAGCAGCAGCAGCAGCAGCAGCAGACGUCGUCGUAUAG